AUGAGCAUGGUUGAAGGGAAACAAGUUAUUUCACGGCAAGAGUUGGCAGUGAUGACCCAAGAUUUCAGGGACGGCAAACCCGACGCCCGAAAGUUCAUCAUCAUUGAUAACAAGUUGUAUGAUGUGACCGAAUUUGUGGAGGAUCAUCCUGGUGGUGCUGCUGUAUUGAUGACUCAUGUGGGCAAAGAUGCUUCGGAUGUCUUUCAUGCCAUGCAUCCCGAAUCUGCUUAUGAGAUCUUGGCCAACUAUUAUGCCGGUGAUUUAGAAGAGCAACAACAGCUGCCAUCCGAUCAUGAACAACAACAAACGGAUGGACCUAACGCCAACUCGGCUGCUUUCGCCACUGAAAUGCGUGAACUCCGUGAUCGGCUUAAGCGAGAAGGCUACUUUAACGCUAGCGGCUUGUUUUAUACUUACAAGGUUGUCUCCACAUUGGGUCUAUGUGCAGCUGCUUUUGUCAUUUUGUAUCUAUGGGGCAAGACUUCGACCCUGGCGGUAAUUGCAGCUGGUCUGCUGGUGGGUCUCUUUUGGCAACAAUGUGGUUGGUUGGCCCAUGACUUUGGACAUCAUCAAUGCUUUGGCGAUCGACAAUGGAACGAUGUCAUGGUGGUCUUUUUGGGUGACUUUUGUCAAGGCUUUUCAUUAUCGUGGUGGAAAAACAAGCACAACACGCAUCACGCAAGCACCAAUGUACAUGGCCAUGAUCCCGAUAUUGACACUGCCCCUGUUCUCCUUUGGGAUGAAUUCGCUUCCGCCAACUAUUAUGGAUCCCUUGAUGCUGAACCUGGUACCAUGUCUCGCUUCUUUGCUGAAAGCGUCUUGCCCUAUCAAACUCGCUACUUCUUUUUCAUCCUUGCAUUUGCACGUUUGUCAUGGGCCAUUCAAUCCUUGUUGUAUAUCCUCAACGAAGGCUCUCUCAGCAAAUCCAAGCGUCUCACGGUCUUUGAAUCGGGCUCUCUCAUUGCACACUGGUUGAUCUUUACAGCUGCUACCAUUGCUUGGAUCGAUAACAUUCGCAACAUGCUUCUCUUUUUCCUUGUCAGCCAAACCACCACCGGCUAUUUGUUGGCCCUUGUGUUCGCCUUGAAUCAUAAUGGUAUGCCCGUCAUCAGCCAAGAGAAGGCUGAGAAUAUGGAAUUCUACGAGAUCCAAGUUAUUACUGGUCGUGAUGUAUCAAUGGGUCCCAUGGGCGAUUGGUUUAUGGGAGGACUCAACUACCAAAUCGAGCACCAUGUAUUCCCGAGUAUGCCGAGACAUAGCCUUUCCAAGGUCAAGCCUAUGGUCAAAUCGCUUUGCAAAAAGUACAACAUUAGUUACCACGACACCUCGUUCUUGAAGGGAACCAUGGAGGUGUUGAGCACCCUAGAAAUCGUCCAAAAGAUGUCCCUGAAAUUGAGCAAGAAGGCUUUCUAA
This is a messenger RNA of Lichtheimia ornata, 1413 nucleotides long. RefSeq lists its product as uncharacterized. The coding region runs from base 1 to 1413 and encodes 470 amino acids. Lineage: Eukaryota; Fungi; Mucoromycota; Mucoromycetes; Mucorales; Lichtheimiaceae. Gene Ontology annotation, molecular function: oxidoreductase activity, acting on paired donors, with oxidation of a pair of donors resulting in the reduction of molecular oxygen to two molecules of water; heme binding. Gene Ontology annotation, cellular component: membrane. The transcript is spliced from 4 exons. Gene Ontology annotation, biological process: lipid metabolic process. The record is from RefSeq and is a predicted model, not a curated record.